Molecule: messenger RNA, 474 nt
Organism: Miscanthus lutarioriparius
Lineage: Eukaryota; Viridiplantae; Streptophyta; Magnoliopsida; Poales; Poaceae
Source: the annotation of a GenBank genome assembly
AUGGACGCGGCGGGGGACAUUCAGAAGGAGGACGACGAGGAGGCGCUCCACUGGGCCGCGCUGGAGAAGCUGCCCACCUACGACCUCGUCCGCCGCGCCAUCGUCCCGCUCGACCUCGGGGCCGACGGCGCCGAGGCGGCCGGCGGGAAGAGGCUCGUGGACGUCGACGUGCUCAGCCUCGGCCCGCGCGAGAGGCGGGCGCUGCUGGAGCGCCUCGUCCGCGUCGCCGACGAGGACAACGAGCGGUUCCUGCUCAAGCUCAAGGACCGCGUCGACAGGGUCGAGAUCGACAUGCCCACGAUCGAGGUGCGGUUCCAGAACCUUGAGGCGGAGGCUGAGGUGCGCGGCGUCGGUAGCAGCGGCCUCCCCACCGUCCUCAACUCUGUUGUCAACACGAUCGAGGAUGACACUUCUGUUAGGUCCGCCUGGAUCAGGCAAGACCACUUUGUUGCCCGCCUUGGCUGGAAGGCUUGA